AUUAAAAGAGGAGUGGAUGCAGCCCGCGGUGACGAUACGUCCACUCUAAAGGAUUUAGUUGCCACCUGGGUCAAUGAAACUUUUCAUCCGUCCCAUCUACUCAACUCCGGUGACAAACAAAUGUGCGGCUUCGCACAUGACGCCUGUGGCAAGCUACUCUGCCCUGCCGAGUGGGACUGGAGUCAGGAGUGCGUGAAGGCUGGCAUUCGCAACAGAACUUCAGAUUACAUUAUAUCAGAAAACUCAUGGCCGCUAUUUGUGUACGAGAACUACUCAGUUAACAGUAGGGACCUUGAGCAAGGUCUUUUUAGGUCGAAGAUACUGGUUCAGGCUUUUAAAGCCACCUUUACAUCACCAUCCUCCGCAAAAGAGGCUGAUGAUGAUGGUGAUGGAGCCGACAUCCUCGAGAACAACAGGUGCGCCCGGCGGGCACUAAACCAGGUCAAGGUCAAAAUGUGCAUUGCCUCAAUCAUCAACAUGAGAAAAGUCACUCCCUGUUCCAUCGCUUAUGUCAUUUGUCAAGUUUGUUUUGCGCUAUCCAGUGUCUCAUCUUGGUGCACCGUUGACGGUGACUUCGACUACGAAGCGUUUUGCAACAACAUCUUAGAUUUCUUCGAGGACGUCCCUGGACCUGUUGUAUGA
This is a messenger RNA of Suillus fuscotomentosus, 642 nucleotides long. RefSeq lists its product as uncharacterized. Lineage: Eukaryota; Fungi; Basidiomycota; Agaricomycetes; Boletales; Suillaceae. The transcript has 4 exons. The record is from RefSeq and is a predicted model, not a curated record. The annotation marks the transcript as partial.